UGUGUGUGUGUGUGUCAGUAUGAGGUCUUUGUGGUGUCUCUCUGCAGCCUGUGACUGAUAUUCUGACAGUCAGACUAAAUGUGGACACAGUUCACGACAGUGUGUGUGUGUGUGUUCUCAGAGCUGGGAUAUAGUACCUGCCGUGUCAGUGCUGUAGAUAAAGUCAGAGCAGCGUGGAGAGAAGUGAAGUGAAGUGGAGGAUUUCAGACCUGAGCAGCGCCGACAGAGAUACAGAAAGAAAACAUGCCGAGGUCUUUCCUGGUGAAGAGUAAAAGGGCCCACAGCUACCACCAGCCGCGCUACCUGGACGAUGACUACAAUAGACUGGACACUAUUCUUGCUCACGUGUGCGCAGAGAACAAAUCUCAGGCGGAGUUUGACUCCAACUUGGAGACGCAGGAGGAUGUGAGCGCCGGCGCUGACAGACUGUCCCCCGGGUCCAGGCUGCUGUCCCCGGGGUCGCUGUCCUCAAGCUCCCCGCUGAGCUACGGAGGCAGCGUGUGUGACCGGUCAUCCGACUGUGAUUUCUGGCGUCCGCCGUCUCCCUCUUCCUCACCAGAUUCAGAGAAAUGCUCCACUCCGGCAGCAGAGGACGGUCACCACUUCAACACCCCGCUCUUUCCUUACUCCUGGACGUCGUACCCCGGCUCUGAGCUGAGGCAUCUAGUUCAGGGCUCAUAUCAUCACCACAUCCAGGGCCACAGGGAGCCUCACUCACCCGUCAGCAUAUACGGUGCAGAGGACAGCGGUACCGAGCCGCUUUACGCAAAGCGAGGCUCGGUGUCCGGAUGUUACCAGGACUAUUCUCUAACGGGCCAUCAGAUCUGCAGGACGCGGGACGACGGAGACGAGCUGUAUGUGGAUGUAAAGAAGUCCCGCGGGGCGGAAAUAAAGUCUGAGAGUGACUUCGUUUGCUCUAACCGCGAGUCAAGUGGAUCCUAUAAGUGUAUUAAAUGUUGUAAGGUGUUCUCCACCCCUCACGGGUUGGAGGUCCACGUGCGGCGGUCACACAGCGGAACACGACCGUUUGAGUGCGGGAUCUGCGGGAAAACCUUCGGACACGCAGUGAGCCUGGAUCAACACAGAGCGGUUCACUCGCAGGAGAGGAGCUUCAGCUGUAAAAUCUGCGGCAAAAGCUUCAAGCGCUCCUCCACACUGUCCACGCACCUGCUCAUCCACUCGGAUACGCGACCUUAUCCGUGCCAGUACUGCGGGAAGAGGUUCCACCAAAAGUCAGACAUGAAAAAACACACUUUCAUCCACACAGGUGAGAAGCCGCACAAGUGUCAGGUGUGCGGGAAGGCCUUCAGUCAGAGCUCCAACCUCAUCACGCACAGCAGGAAACACACAGGGUUCAAACCUUUCGGCUGUGACCUGUGCGGGAAAGGUUUCCAGAGGAAAGUGGACCUGCGGAGACACAAGGAGACGCAGCACGGACUCAAAUGAGCAGACCUCGAUGCUUUAAGCACUUUUAAUGUUCUCCUCCUGUACAUAGUGAUGGUCGUGUUUUAUUUGAUUCUAUGGUUUGUUGCAUUGGCCUUAUUAUUUUUCCAAGUUGUUCAAUGUAGUUAAUUAUUUUGCCUUAACUAUUCUGGUUGAUUUUAUGGAAAUAAAAGUUUAUUUAU
This is a messenger RNA of Larimichthys crocea (large yellow croaker), 1625 nucleotides long. It is a transcript of the gene gfi1aa, whose product is annotated as growth factor independent 1A transcription repressor a. Gene Ontology annotation, biological process: regulation of transcription by RNA polymerase II. Gene Ontology annotation, cellular component: nucleus. The coding region runs from base 244 to 1446 and encodes 400 amino acids. Gene Ontology annotation, molecular function: DNA-binding transcription factor activity, RNA polymerase II-specific. The transcript has 7 exons. The record is from RefSeq and is a predicted model, not a curated record. Lineage: Eukaryota; Metazoa; Chordata; Actinopteri; Sciaenidae.